UUGGCCCAACAGCGACGUCGGUUUGUUUACAUGUUCUCCACGUGGUCUCGGAGGGGAACAAGAUAUAAGGCCAACCACCAUCAUGAAAGCUCCUAAAGUUCCUGUAACAGCUGUAGCAAUGUACCGAGGACCAACGGUCAAAGAUGGAGGUAAGAUCAAGAAGAACACAAAGAAGAAGGGCGGCCCCCUGGGCUCGACAGCGGCCAGUAACGGCAAGGCAAAUGGCACAAAAGGCAAGCAGAAGGGAAACAGGACUAUGCCUCGGUGGAAGGUGGUGUCCAGGGAGGCCGUUUCGUUGGGCCAAAAGGUUUCGUACAAGAAGAAGCCAAAGAGCAACAAAGGAAAGCAGGUCGGCAAGGAGAACGUUAACGAGAAGACCCCCAAGAAGCAGCAGAACAAGCCGAAGACAGACAGCGAGCCGAUAAGCGAGAAUAAGGCUGAAGAGAAGAAGGCGAUUGAGAAUAAGAAAGUGAACAAAGCAAAGAAAGCCCAGGGAAAGAAGAAGAAGGGUGCCAAGCAACAGAAUGGAGCCACGAACGGGGAGAAGGCCACCGAGGAGGUAGCAGAAGAGUUGGAUGAGAACGAAAUGGAUGUUGAAACACUGUCUGGUGAGGACAUUGAAGCUAGGAACACAGGGGACAGCCGAGAGGAGGGACAGCAGUCCUUCCAGUGGAUGAUUCAUCCGUACUCAGAGGAAGACUUCUUUAGCAAGUACUGGGAACAAGGCCCCCUGCACAUUAAACGUAAAAGUGGCUACUAUGAGGGUCUCUUUACUACGGCUGAUUUGGACAGGAUCCUCCAUAAUAACGUUGUGCAGUACACCAAGAACCUGGACAUCACGUCGUACAGCAAUGGCAAGCGGGAGACGCACAACCCUAUAGGCCAAGCUCACGCACCUGUGGUCUGGGACUACUACAACAACGGCUGCAGCGUGCGCAUGCUCAAUCCACAGACCUUCCACGCUCGUGUUUGGAAGCUGCUCGCGACCCUCCAGGAGUACUUCAACUCAUUCUGUGGUGCCAACGUAUAUUUAACUCCACCUGAUACCCAGGGCUUUGCACCUCACUGGGAUGAUAUUGAAGCCUUUAUCCUCCAGCUGGAAGGGAAGAAGAGAUGGCGUGUUUACAAGCCUAGAAUUGAGGAGGAGGUGCUCCCCGUAGAAUCCAGCGGCAACCUGGAUGAAAAUGAGAUCGGCGAGCCCAUUCUUGACGUGACCCUGGAGGAGGGCGACCUGCUCUAUUUCCCCCGCGGCUUCAUCCACCAGGGACAUGCGGUCGAUGGCCACCACUCCCUGCACAUCACAGUGUCCUCAUACCAGAAGAACACUUGGGGUCAUUUUCUACAGAAGAUGCUCCCACAAGCGGUGAGCGUAGCGAUGGCAGAAGACGUAGAGUUCCGGAAAGGCUUGCCACGUAACUACCUUAACUGCAUGGGAAUUGCCAACAUGGACCACAACAUCGAAGGUCGCGAGGCUUUUAUUAAGAAGGUUGGGGAAAUGGUGGGGCGGAUGCUGGAAAUGGCCCCCUUAGACGCAGCUGUUGACCAAAUGGGAACUGGAUUCAUACACGACUGUUUACCCCCAUUCCUUACUGGUGUGGAUAAAUCAUGCAGCGUGUAUGGAGGCGGGGAAAAGUGGUGCCCGUCCAAGAAAAGGGUUGUGAAUCGUGUAGAGUUGGGUCCUGACACUCCUGUGAGAUUGAUCCGAGGAAAUUGUCUUCGCGUUGUCGUCGAAGCAGACAAUGUGCGCUUGUACCACACACUUGAAAAUAGCCGCGAAUACCAUGCAGAAGAGCCACAAUUCCUUGAAAUAGUGCCAGAGAGUGCGCCAGUGGUGGAAGCCCUCAUUCAUGCCUAUCCAAAAUAUAUUACGAUCGAAAACUUGCCUCUUGAGGAAGAGAGUGAGAAGAUGGCAGUCGUAAGUGGCUUGUGGGAGAGAGGUCUUCUGGUAACAUCCCAACCCCUAGACGCUUCGUACGAUGACUAACCUGCGUGUAAAGUUAAUUGUUUGGAAGUGGAGUGGAUGAAGUACUCGAAAAUUAUCUGUGAAAUUACUUGUGAAACUUGGUGACAACAAUAAUGAUUUGUUGAUGGAACUGGA
Molecule: messenger RNA, 2098 nt
Organism: Penaeus indicus
Lineage: Eukaryota; Metazoa; Arthropoda; Malacostraca; Decapoda; Penaeidae
Gene: NO66
Product: ribosomal oxygenase 1-like
Exons: 13
Coding region: 83-1984 (633 amino acids)
Source: RefSeq, a predicted model, not a curated record